AAAAAUCACAGAUCGACCCUGAAGAUCAUCCUGGCCGUUUGAUCCCUGUGGAAUAUCUCAAGAAUGAACCUGGAGGUGGUUACGGCUAAAAUCCUUUCGGACUGGAAAAGUCCGGACGAGAGCGCUUUUGGAGAAGAAGAGGACUCCCUGCAACCAACUUCGCCUGAGUCCACGUUGGAAGGUGUGUGCGCGUCCCCGGAGACAUGCCCUUGCUCCGGCAUGCACCGGGACUUGGAUGGUCUGUCGUUUGGCUUCUCGAGACGCAGAGCUGCUCCGGCGCCAAGGCAGAACAAGCCCAAGAUGUCCAUCAACAGGCGCAUGAAGGCCAGCGAGAGGGAGAAGAUGCGCAUGAGGAGUCUCGCGGAGGCUCUGCACCAGCUGCGUGAUUAUCUGCCGCCGGAUUAUAGCAAGAGGGGCCAACCGCUGACCAAAAUACAAACGCUCAAAUGUACCAUCGAAUACAUCAACAAGCUUUCGGACAUCCUGAGCCGUGCGUAAAAGGCGCAGAGCGGACACUUUUACGCACGCUCUCUGAUUAGCAAAGCAACAUCUUUGUGACAUCUUGAUAGUUCUGUAGCAUUUUCCUGCCCUCUUUACCGUGUUUUUUGGUGUUCAUAUUAUUCAGGGGGUUAUUCUUGGAGAUUCUUUUGUAUAUGUAGCUGUUUGAUUUCUGUGGAUUUGACGUGUGGAAAAUUUUAAACUGGCGUGGAUCAAAAUAU
Molecule: messenger RNA, 719 nt
Organism: Thalassophryne amazonica
Lineage: Eukaryota; Metazoa; Chordata; Actinopteri; Batrachoidiformes; Batrachoididae
Gene: msgn1
Product: mesogenin 1
Exons: 1
Coding region: 64-498 (144 amino acids)
Biological process (GO): mesoderm formation; regulation of transcription by RNA polymerase II
Cellular component (GO): nucleus
Molecular function (GO): DNA-binding transcription factor activity, RNA polymerase II-specific; RNA polymerase II cis-regulatory region sequence-specific DNA binding; protein dimerization activity
Source: RefSeq, a predicted model, not a curated record